AUGUCUUCCAGGUCCGCGAUUCAUCAACUGCGCGCCACCCGUUCCAGAGUGGGUUCUUCCUCACAAGCGAACAGCGUGCUACACGGUUGGACCCCGGAGCCUGAGACCGAACGUGAGCCAGAUCCAUCCGAGGGUCCGCCCCUGAGUGACUUCGCGAGAGGUCUUCCGAGACGAAAUCGUGCUCCUAGUGGACGACGACCGUCAGUGUCAAAGCCUACGGCUACAAAUCGGGAAGAAUCACGCCAGAGAAGGCCGUCCUUGGUAGAAAAAUUGCGUGCUGCGGCUGGCCGACGCCCAUCAGAGACCAAGCCCUCAGCGGUGUUUGGCCAGGGAUCGCGGAAAAGAGGGUCUUCCAAGGAUGCUCCCGUUGGCCGACGACUAUCAAAUGCUUCGUUGAUAGCAGCAAAUGAUGCACCAUCUCGAAAACGAGGGCCUUCCUUGGUCGCCAAAGCCAAGGAGAUGGUAAAUCGCCCUCGCACGAAUACCAACGCCGAACCCUCCUUUCCCCGGCUCACAGACCUGUCUCGUCACGAAAAGUCUGCGAGUGAGAACGAAAAGGUACGUCUCUCAAUCGAAUCUAUGACACGUAGCUUUGAACUUAUCCAGCGUUGGAAGGAGCCGACUGAUUGGCUCAAGCCAUCGAAUUGGUGGAAAAGAAAUCACCCGGCCAUGAACUUUCGUCUCUGGAGGAUCAUACAAAGAAACCCUCUUAACCAUUUUGAGUUGCGGGCCUCCGCGGAAAGGAACGUUGAAGCCGCCAGACUUCUCUACGAGCAGAAGGGCGGGUUCAGCGGGGAGUGGUGGCCAGAAGACCUGGAGGAAGAGAUUUUGGACUCUUGGUCUCUGAGUUUUGGCGGCCGCGAUCCCCCUCGUAGUGAAUGGACGCUGCCAGAGUAG
Letharia columbiana is the source of this 897-nucleotide messenger RNA. RefSeq lists its product as uncharacterized. The coding region runs from base 1 to 897 and encodes 298 amino acids. NCBI's taxonomy places the organism in Eukaryota, Fungi, Ascomycota, Lecanoromycetes, Lecanorales, Parmeliaceae. The transcript has a single exon. The record is from RefSeq and is a predicted model, not a curated record.